AUGCUGUUUUUGGAUAUCAAAUUCAUUGUUACUGAUGGCUCACAAAGACGAGCUACAGAAAAGACUCGCCAUUUCGAUCAUCAGACUCAGACCCUCAACCAGACACCGAAUUUAUUAAGAAGCGAAGAGGCUUUCGUGAAUACGAUGAUAUCUGGGUACGUAAGACGGGCAUUCUCGUACCGAAACAUGUUGUGGCGGCUCCAAGCCUCACAAGUUGUUCGUGCUCGUGACGUGUUUCCUAUACAAAUGUGUGAUAGCAGCAGAGUGUUCAUCAUUUCGGCAACGCCUAACUUUAUUGCGGAUAGCCGCAGAGCCUACGCCAAAGGGAGAAAGUCAAGGGAUGAAGGGGGUGUUAGUACAAUUGAAGUUCCACCAAACGUUGGUCCUACUAUCAAGGCAAAUGCUGUCUCACAGAUGGAGGCUGCAAUGGCUGCAUUAUCAGCAGAACUAAGCAAGCUACGAACAGGAAGGGCAUCUCCAGGAAUGCUUGAUCAUAUUAUUGUUGAAACUAGUGGUUUGAAGAUGCCUUUGAAUCGGCUUGCUGUUGUUUCAGUUUUAGAUCCAAAAACCUUGUCUGUUAAUCCUUAUGAUCCAGAGACACUUAAACAAUUAGAGAAUGCCAUUGUUUCAUCUCCAUUGGGCUUAAAUCCUAAAUCAGAUGGUGAAAGAUUGAUUGCUGUUAUUCCACCAUUGACCAAAGAGCAUAUGCAGGCUAUGACUAAGUUGGUUGCUAAAUCCUGUGAAGAUGCUCGUCAAAGUAUUAGAAGAGCUCGGCAAAAGGCAAUGGAUGCGAUAAAGAAGCUGAAUUCAAGUCUCCCCAAAGAUGACAUAAAGAGACUGGAGAAAGAAGUUGAUGAUUUAACAAAAAAGUUUAUCAAAACUGCGGAAGAUGUAUGCAAGGUAAAAGAGAAGGAAGUUAGUCAAGGUUGA
Molecule: messenger RNA, 930 nt
Organism: Sphenostylis stenocarpa
Lineage: Eukaryota; Viridiplantae; Streptophyta; Magnoliopsida; Fabales; Fabaceae
Source: the annotation of a GenBank genome assembly